Messenger RNA from Amyelois transitella, 1034 nucleotides. It is a transcript of the gene Ercc1, whose product is annotated as DNA excision repair protein ERCC-1. Gene Ontology annotation, cellular component: ERCC4-ERCC1 complex; nucleotide-excision repair factor 1 complex; nucleus. The transcript is spliced from 5 exons. Gene Ontology annotation, molecular function: single-stranded DNA binding; damaged DNA binding. Gene Ontology annotation, biological process: meiotic mismatch repair; mitotic recombination; nucleotide-excision repair. The record is from RefSeq and is a predicted model, not a curated record. The coding region runs from base 123 to 962 and encodes 279 amino acids. Lineage: Eukaryota; Metazoa; Arthropoda; Insecta; Lepidoptera; Pyralidae.
AGCAGCUGAUUAUUUUUUUUUCCUUUGUUUACAAUUUUUCGGUUUUUUUUCAUGUUGCAAAAGAAUCGUUGUGCACUUAUCUAAAUAAACAAAUUAAUUUGUUUAGGACACCUGAAAUAAUUAUGGAAUUAGAUGAUGGUUUAGACGAUUUGUUAGCUGAAAUUUGUGAACCCACAUCCCCUAAACAAAUUAAACUUCAAAAUGACUCUGAAACCCAACCCGGUUCAUCAAAAGAAGUUCUUGCGAAACCAGCUGUUUCAAAGACCCACUGUGUUUUGGUAAAUCAAAAGCAGCGUGGUAACCCACUUUUGAAGUCUAUCACAAGUGUCCCAUGGGAGUAUGAUGAUAUUAUACCUGAUUAUGAAAUUGGAAAAUCAAUAUGUGUGCUAUUCCUGUCAGUACGAUACCAUAACUUGAAUCCUGACUACAUAAAUAACAGAUUAAAGGAGCUUGGCAAGAAAUAUGAGCUUCGUGUUCUGUUAGUUCAGGUAGAUUUGAAAGAUCCACAUAUACCACUAAAGAAUCUAACAAGAAUAUGCCUCCUGACUGACAUGACCUUAAUGCUAGCCUGGAGUCCAGAAGAGGCAGCCAAAGUGAUAGAAAACUACAAAAUAUAUGAAAAUAAGCCCCCAGACAGGAUCAUGGAAAAAAUUGAGAAUGACCCACAUCAGAAGAUUAUAAAUGCUCUUUCUUCAAUAAAGCCAGUGAACAAAACUGAUGCAAUGACAUUAGUUAAAACAUUUGGUACUUUAGAGAAUAUAAUAAAGGCAUCCGAAAGGAGGCUGGCGGAAAUCCCAGGUUUUGGAGCAACUAAAGCAAAAAAGCUUUACAAGGCAUUACACGAACCUUUUCUGAAACGGGGAAAUCUUGAUGUUAGUAAAGAAAAAAAUAAAGAUGAAGUGUUUUCAGAAGAUUUGAAUUUGGAAGAAGUGGAAUCAAUAGAGAAAGAAGUUACAAAAUAGCUUGUAAGUUUAAAUUAAUUUGUACAGUUUUAUAUUUUUAAGAUAUCUAUUUUAAUAUACUAUUGCAAGGAA